This is a messenger RNA of Olea europaea var. sylvestris, 1917 nucleotides long. Its product is annotated as protein FAR1-RELATED SEQUENCE 5-like. The coding region runs from base 1 to 1917 and encodes 638 amino acids. NCBI's taxonomy places the organism in Eukaryota, Viridiplantae, Streptophyta, Magnoliopsida, Lamiales, Oleaceae. Gene Ontology annotation, molecular function: zinc ion binding; nucleic acid binding. The transcript is spliced from 3 exons. The record is from RefSeq and is a predicted model, not a curated record.
AUGUCAUCAGACAUAUGUCGAGCAAUAAUGGAUCCAUCUAGUGACAAUCUUGAGCAUGAGGUCACAGUUGUGGCGGUGGCAGAUGCUAGGGAGGUAGAGGAAGGAAGAGUCUUCCGUAACAAGGAGAUAAUGAAAUUGAGCUUGUCGUUUUAUGCAAUCCAGAACAUGUUUGAGUACGUGGUUGUUCGGUUCGAUAAGAAAGACUAUCUUGUAAAAUGUACACGUGAUGAGUGUAAUUGGAUAUGUAGAGCAUCGAAGCUAGCCAAAACAGAUAUGUUUAAAAUCAGACACAUUGCAGAAGGUCACAUAUGUGCUUCAAACAUCGUACUCAGUACUCAUAGGCAAGUAGCAAAGACGGUUGUGUCAACUUGCAUUAAGUAUAAGUACACAUCAUCGCGCACAAUAUACACACCGAAUGAUAUACGCAACGACAUGCUGCAUACAUACGGAGUAUCUUUGAAUUAUGUCCAAGCUUGGCGAUCUCGAGAAGAAACUCUGAAAGUGCUUAGGGGUGAUCCAACCGAUUCAUUCAAUAAGAUACCAGCCUUUUUUUUUGUGAUACAACAAACAAAUCCUGGAUCAGUGACAUGUCUAGAAAUUGAUGGUCACAAUAGGUUUAAAUAUUACUUCAUGGCACUAGGUGCAUCUAUACGGGGAUGGAAACAUUGUAGGCCAGUUGUUGUGGUUGAUAGCACCUAUCUAAAUGGACACUAUGGUGACACCUUAUUCACGGCAUGUACACAAUAUGCAAAUAACAGCAUUUAUGUACUUGCUUUCGGGAUUGGGGAUAACGAGAAUGACAGCUCCUGGACAUGGUUUUUUAGACAGUUGAGAAAAGCAUAUGGGGAUAGAGACAGUUUGUGCUUCGUGUCGGAUCGUCACAACAGCAUCAAAAAGGCGAUUGAAAACGUGUAUCUGGGAGCAUGUCACAGGAUAUGUUCUUACCAUCUACUACAAAAUCUAAAAUCACGGUACGGGAGAUCAGGACAAAACAUAACACAAGCAUUCAAUGCAGCUGUUCGCACCUACACACUAUUGGAAUAUGAAUAUUACAUGCAACAACUUGGGUCGAUUAAUCAGAAGAUAAGGGGUUAUCUGGUACUAUACUAUAUGUUGUCCUAUGAUGAUAUUCACAUAAAUACGUUUAACAUGGACAAAGUUGGACCUGAGAGAUGGUCACGUAUCCACAUGCCUUCAAACCGGUAUUCUACAAUGACAUCGAAUAUUGUGGAGUCGAUUAAUGCGGUCACAAAGUCUGCCAAGAACUACCCUAUUCUAGCUUUGUUGGAGUCAUUGAGACAAAUUCUACAAUCUUGGUUCUGUAGACACAAGGAGGAUGCCCAAGGCACUUUUACAACCUUGUCAAUCAAGUAUGAGAAGAAGAUGAGGGAAAUGAGUACAGAUAUAAGAAACUUGAGGGUUUCACCCAUUAAUCAGGCAAUGUUCUCAGUUAGCGGUGAAAGUUCCUCCUUCGUUGUUGAUAUAGAAAAUCGGACAUGCAUAUGUAGGAUGCUUCAAGUUGAUCAACUACCUUGUCCACAUGCUUUGGCUGUGUUUGCGAGUAUGAAGAUGGAUCCAUAUGAAUACUGCUCCUACUACUACACAAGUGAAGCGUUCAGAAAUACAUACCAAGAAACCAUUUUUUCGGUAGGAAAUCCAGCUGAAUGGACAGUGCCAAAUGAUGUCCAUGACAUAGUUGUAAUUGCACCUAAUCAAAAGCGAAGUUGUGGAAGGCCUACUGAGAAGAGAUUCAGAGCAGCGUACGAGGAAAACAUAACCGUCAAAUGUGGUCGGUGUGGUGAAAGUGGUCACAAUCGUAGAACAUGCAGCAGCUUAGUUCCGUUGAGUCAAAGCAACAAGAAUAAAGAGAGGAGGAUGAUGAAGGACUGGAAAUGCACAUUGAUAAAAUUUUUAUAA